This is a messenger RNA of Cryptomeria japonica (Japanese cedar), 1215 nucleotides long. RefSeq lists its product as uncharacterized. The record is from RefSeq and is a predicted model, not a curated record. Lineage: Eukaryota; Viridiplantae; Streptophyta; Pinopsida; Cupressales; Cupressaceae. Gene Ontology annotation, biological process: termination of RNA polymerase II transcription. The transcript is spliced from 6 exons. Gene Ontology annotation, molecular function: RNA polymerase II CTD heptapeptide repeat phosphatase activity. The coding region runs from base 442 to 1023 and encodes 193 amino acids. Gene Ontology annotation, cellular component: mRNA cleavage and polyadenylation specificity factor complex; nucleus.
UUUUCACAAUUUCAAUUUAGAAGUAUUCAAGUUCUCAACUAUUUCUAUUUGAAAAUAAAAAUAAAAAGGGCUGCAAUUUGGGUCGAGGAGAAAAAGAGCUCUGGUUCACCAAUGCGUUGCCAGGGGCAGCCAAACAUCUGUUAAAGUUAUGAGAGGAGUUAACGUGGCAUAUUCAAAAAGAUCUUAAUCCUUUCCUGGUGCAUCUUGUUUGUUAACUCUCUGGCUGAGUGCAAGGCCUGCCCUCAUAGGGAAAUAUAAAAAGUACCAUUGUAUGCAAGAUAAAAGAGGAAUUGUGAAAGCAAGCAUCUCUAUCGACUUUAAGGGAGGCUGAAUAUCGUAUGUCUGACAUUCAGUUUAUGGAUUGGACAAGAAUAGGAUCUAUAUUUGUACAUUUUGUUAAUUAGCUUUGGAGGAGUCAUUGGGUCUCUUGCUGUUUUGAAAAUGAGACUCCGGCAUGCUAUGGUGUGUGCAUCAAACCAGAAUCGCAGUAUGGAAGCACAUGCUUUGUUAAAGAAAUAUGGUUUUGAUGUAAGUUCUUAUGGUACUGGAGCCCAUGUGAAAUUGCCUGGACCUUCAAUCAGGGAGCCAAAUGUAUAUGAAUUUGGAACUCCUUAUCGAAGAAUGUUCGAUGAUCUAAAGCGUAAAGAUCCAGAACUAUAUAAAAGAAAUGGACUUCUGCAGAUGCUUAAACGGAAUUUAAAUGUGAAAAUGGCACCACAGCGAUGGCAGGAAAAUGCUGCAGAUGGUUCCUUUGAUGUGGUUUUCACAUUUGAAGAGAGGGUGUUUGACAUGGUCAUUGAAGACCUCCAUAAUAGGGAACAAGUUUUAAUGAAAAGUGUAUUGGUGAUUAAUCUGGAUGUUAAAGAUAAUCAUGAAGAAGCAGCUUCUGGUGCACGUUUGGCACUAGAUUUGUGUCAGAAGCUUGAGGCAGUUGAUGCUUGGGAGGAUGACAUAGAUGAAAUAGUUAUAAGAUUUGAGAGGCAGCACAGACGGAAGCUUAUAUAUACUAUCUGCUUUUACUGAUCAACUCUGGAAGGAUACAAAUUUCUGCAUGUUAAAACUUGUUUUAACUCAGAAAUCAGGGAAUGCACUAAAGCAUAAAAUUUGGCGAUGUUUUUACAUGGGAAUGAUAAAUAUUUUCAUCUCUGUAACAUGAAUGGAUUUUGGAAGUCAUGCAAUAUUAAUACAAAUCAUUUAGAGUUGGUUAAUUAUUUA